GUAAUGGCUGAUGUUAGAUUGGAGGUUGGUAGGGAAUAUUUUUGAAACUGUGUUUUGAGUGUAUUUAAAAUGGAUCCUCAAGUUUUAUGAUGCGAACUAGUACCAUUAAGAACAGAAGUGCCGUAUUAAAUAAUAAUCAAUCAUGUCUCCUUACCAUAAUUUUGAAUUUUGUGUGUUUAAUAUAGGACGUAUGGGACUAUGGAUAGUCGGAGAUCCAAAUCAGACUUCCUGCAUGAAUAGUACCGUUUUUAGCAAGAAAUGUUUUGUUGCGUUGAAUAGCGUGUCUAGGUAAUGGUGACAGAAUGGCAUCAAGUUACCGGUCAGUGCUCCUGCUUGGAUUAUUUCUUGGGCUUGCUUGUUCACUGUCUCUUACGAAGCUCCUUUUCUUCGUUUUCGCUGAAAUUAGCCCGGGGCGUGGAGACAAAACAGAAGCCGAUGUCUGGCUUCAGGAGAAUGACCUACAGCAGUACCAGACCUACUUCAGAGAACGAGGUAUCUCGAGCCUGGUGAACUGUGCACAGUUUGAGGAUCUUCCAGAGCUCCCUGCACAUGAUGAAGAACGCCUCCAGAGAGCAGCACUUCUUCUUCAGCAGCGUCUCAUCCUCCGGCAGUGGCUGAUCGAUCAUGGACUGCAGCAUCACUACCAGAGGUUGAUCCAGUUGGAAGUGGCCUCACUGGAUGAUGUGUACUGGCUGGAAGACUCAAGAGCACGCACACUGCUUGGCAAAGACUUUGUAACAUGGUCUGCUGCACGCCAGGCUCUGCCUACAUCCAAAGAUGACUUGGCCCAGUUAAAAGGAGAGCUGUGGAGUGCUGUGGUCAAGUCGACGCAGCACGAGGACGUAUGGACAUGGGGACAUGUGCUUGUUGUGUCUGUCAGCGUGGCUGGGCUCGUAACCCUAGCUGCCAUGACUCAGCCUGCACUAGCCCCCGAGGCAAAGCACACAUUGCUGCAGUAUGUGACAGGGAAGUAUCUGCUGCCUGGAAACUGCAAGGUCAACUUCGAAUGGGAGGAUCCGCAGACUGUGGGGGAGACCAUGACCUUCACUGUCAAGUUCUACCAACGUAACGGACAGCCAUAUCCAAUCUGUGACACAGACAACCUUUUUGUGGAAGUGACAGAAGGUGCACGUAGAGUUGCUACCUUGUCUGAGCUUGGAGGCACUGAUCCCAGUGCUGCCAAUGUUGCAGUUGUGAAGUUUACUGUUCGACAUGCGGGGCAGUACAAGAUAUCUGUGAUUAUCGGCAGCUGCCACAUUCACGGGAGUCCCUUUGUUAAGACGUUCCUUCCAGGGCCCCCCGACCCGAACAAGUCUGUAUUUGUGCGUCACAGCUCAACAGUGGUUUGCACUGCAGGAAUCCCUCACUCACUUGCUAUUGAGCCACGAGAUGAGUUCAAUAAUCUGUGCUUGUUCCACUCUGAUGAAAAUCCAACGGAGGGUUACAAUGUGGCCAUCACUCAGAUUGGCAGCCCUGAACCUGUGCUAUGCUCAGUGACUCUUGAUUAUGAGGAGACCAGCCAUCACAUCAAUCUUCAAGUGCAGUUCCCCUCAGAAGGCUGUUUUCAUGCUGCUGUCUCCUACAGGGGCAUUGAGCUACAUAAUGGAGACUUUGAUAUCGUUGUACUGAGUGCAAGUGAUGCUGCACUGGUGCAGAAAAAUGUUGCCUCGAAGAACCACAACAUCUGCUAUGAAGCAAGGCUGGUGGGCAUGCAAGGUGAACGACUUUCCAAGCCCAAAAAAGUGUUUUGUUAUGUCUCACCAAAACAGCUGACUGUCAAAGAGUUCCUGCUCAAGUUCAUACCAAAGAGACUUGUCACAUUCCGGUUGUGCCCUUCUACAAAGUUCCAUUUCCAGAGCAGCAGCAAUAACAACCAACACAAUCACCCCUCAUUCAUUGUGGACGAUGGCUGUCAGCCUAAAGUGGAGCUUAUAGCUAAGGACAGGAAUGUCAUUGCAGCUACCUUCAUUCACUUCUUGCUCAAAAACAUAGGUGGAUCAGAGACUUUCAAGGACAAGCAAGAUUUCUUCUACCAUGAGGUACGAAAGUAUCACCAGAAACACUAUCACGAAAAAUUGCAGAUGAAGGUGAACAGGGAGAAACUGCUUGAAUCUUCUAUGAAAGCAACAAAAGGCUUCUCAGUCAGUGACUGGUGUCGGAAUUUUGAAAUCACAUUCCAAGGAGAGCAAGGUUUGGACUGGGGAGGAGUGCGCAGGGAAUGGUUUGAGUUGACAUGUGCGGCAUUGUUUGAUGCUCGGAACAGCUUGUUCACGAGUUUCUCGGACAACAAGCAAGCUCUGGUGCACCCAAAUCCACAGCGACCAGCCCACCUGAAGCUGAAGCAUUAUGAGUUUGCAGGAAAACUGGUCGGAAAGUGUCUGUAUGAGUCAGCACUUGGAGGCUCAUACCGUCAGCUGGUUCGUGCUAGGUUCACACGCUCAUUCCUAGCACAGAUCAUUGGUCUUCGAGUUCAUUACAAGUAUUUUGAACAGGAUGAUCCAGAUCUCUACCUGAGCAAGGUGAAGUACAUCUUGGAGCAUGAUGUGGAAGAGAUGGAACUGUACUUUGUGGAGGAAGAAUAUGACAAGUUUGGUCAAGUCAUAAAGGUUGUAGAGUUGGUGCAAGGAGGAGCUAAGGUGCGAGUCCAGAAUAGUACCAAACAUCAGUAUCUGGAUGCAUUGGCUCAGUACAGGCUUGCCAACAGCUUCAAGGAUGAAGUGGAGCACUUUCUCAAAGGACUCAAUGAACUCAUACCAGAUAACUUGCUCAGCAUAUUUGAUGAGAAUGAACUAGAGCUGUUGCUGUGCGGGACAGGCGAGUACAGUGUGGCUGACUUCAGGGCCCAUCAUGUGGUGAAUGGAAGUUCCUCAGAGUUCCGGCGCAUUCUGGACUGGUUCUGGACUGCGGUGGCAAACUUCACGCAGGAAGAGAUGGCUCGUCUGCUGCAGUUCACAACAGGCUGUUCACAGCUCCCACCAGGUGGCUUUGCAGAGCUCAGUCCACGCUUUCAAAUCACAGCUGCACCCACAUUUGGCAACCUGCCCACUGCUCACACUUGUUUCAACCAGCUGUGUCUGCCUGACUAUGACAGCUAUGAACAUUUUGAACGGGCAUUACUUCUUGCAAUCAGUGAAGGGACCGAAGGCUUUGGAAUGAUAUGAGAUUCAUAUAGCUCAGUAUAUAGUGUAAGUACAUUCAGAGGUAGGAGCUAGUUGCAGAGUUUCUUGAAAAUAUGGACACAUUAUUACCACUUGUCCUCUUUAUCUUUAUGCACACCAGAAUGUACAGCUGGCUGUACUUACGGCCUUCGUAAGUGCACAAUGCAAUGAACAUAGCAAUUUAUAUUACAUACUUGUAUCUUCUCACAUGUGGGAUGAAUUUCAUUAAAGGAAUAUUGCCCUGAACUGCAAUUAUAGAGGGCUGUUGUAACCUGGCCAUCCUCACCAUUGUGUGCACCCCAUGUUUGUUUAUUUGUUCCAUGCCAUGUGGCUGUCAAGAGAAACAUGAUGAUUAAUGGACCACACUUUCCCUAAAUUCAAUGUUAUUUGUCUAGGUUACACUGAAACCAUUAAAUGUUUGUCAUUAUUGUAUUUCAGUUUUAUGUGUAAUUUAGAAUGUGGUGCAACAGUGCAUUAUUUUGUCAAUGUGUGACACAUAACUUGAUACUUCAUAUUUCUACAGUAACAUGAAUGAAACUCUGGAGUUAAUUUAAUCUCAGUUGUAUCCUGAACAGUCAUAUGUAUCAGGUUCAAACUACGAGGGGCAGUCAAAAGUUCCCGGAAUGGUGGUAUAGCACUCUAAUGGUAGGACAUACAACAGCACUUACCUAAUCACCU
Messenger RNA from Cryptotermes secundus, 3836 nucleotides. RefSeq names its product apoptosis-resistant E3 ubiquitin protein ligase 1. Gene Ontology annotation, molecular function: ubiquitin-protein transferase activity. The transcript has 16 exons. The record is from RefSeq and is a predicted model, not a curated record. Gene Ontology annotation, biological process: negative regulation of apoptotic process; positive regulation of protein catabolic process; proteasome-mediated ubiquitin-dependent protein catabolic process. Bases 303 to 3161 code for a protein of 952 amino acids. Lineage: Eukaryota; Metazoa; Arthropoda; Insecta; Blattodea; Kalotermitidae.